AAAAAAGGUCGAUUCAUUUUGAAAAAUUUCUCGCAUUGGAAAGAAAGAAAAAAAAUUGCGCUUUCGUCAUCUGGAGAAAUAGAGAGAGGGAGAGAGGGGGGGAGGAUCGUCCUGAUCUGCGCUGCUGGGAAAAUAAUUCACUCUGACCCGCAUCGGGUUUUUUGGGAGGUGUAUAUAGAUAUAGAUAGAUUAUAUAUGUAACGAAGGCGGCGCGUACCGCUUUGCGCGCUCUCUCUCUCUCCCUCCUUUUUUUUCUUUUAAAAUUUUAAAUUAGAUACUUUGUAUCUCUUGUGCGCAGGCCGCGCGCUCCGCGCUACAUUUUUGCGUUUGAUCUGCUCUGAUGCGCGACGGUUUCCCGGGUCUCGCCGUUAGCCGGAGCGCUCGGGGGGAGAGGAGGGAGAAAGCGAGAGGGUGAGGAGAAGGGGACGAGCGUGACGAGAGCUCAAAGCGCUGGACCCCACGAGCCCGUGUAGCCGUGGCUGACCCCCAGCGUGGCCAUGAGCACUCAGGAGGGCCCGAACGCCAGCGUGAAGAAGGGCGACACGCCCAGCGAGCCGCUUUCCCCCCAGACCGCCACGGCCGCCUCGCAGAAGACCGCCGGCCAUCAGGUGAAGUCCGAGCCUCGCCGCACGUCCACCACCUCCACCAGCAACGGCAAGGAGAGCGAUGGGAACCUUCCUGCCGAGAUCUGCGUGGUCAUCGGGAGUCCUCGCAAUUCCCAAACGCAGGGCUCCUACGUCUGCCGAGUGUGUGGGAAGAAGUACAAGUACUACAACUGCUUUCAGACGCACGUCCGUGCUCACAGAGAGUCGGAGAGCGCGGUGCCUGCGGAAGCGGCGCCUCACGGCCCGAACAAUGCUUUCCGUUACACGUGUGACAUUUGUGGGAAGAAGUAUAAAUACUACAGCUGUUUCCAGGAACACCGGGAGCUGCACGCAGUCGAUGAUCCCUAUGAUCACGUGAUUCCGGUGGAGGAACCGAAGGAGGAGAUCGAGCACUAUCAGAAAAUCGGACCAAAAACCGGGAGCUACACGUGUGAAUUCUGUGGAAAACAAUAUAAAUAUUUCAACCCCUAUCAGGAGCACGUGGCCCUUCACACGCCAAUGAAAAGCUCUUUCGCUCUGAAAAUUGACGGAAAAACCUCAGUGCAGCCGAGCCGCGGAGACGCCAACAGCUCCCAGAGCUCGAGCGAUGCCACGAGCCCGAUGGUGGCCAGCUCCUUCCCUACAUCUCAGAAGGCCUACACGUGCGGAUCCUGCGGCAUUCAGUUCCAGUUCUACAGCAACCUCAUGGAGCACAUGCAGUCGCACGCCGCCGAUAACGAGAAUCACACUAAAGAAGACUCGGCUAAAGCAUGCCCAGCCCCAACACCUUCUCAGGAGCAGACAUGGAAAUCGCCUCAGCCUGCCCAGAGGAACCACAUCCCGUCUGCAUACCAGAACAGAUUACUUCCGGAGAAGGAGCGGCAGCAGGUGGCUGAGCGCUUGUUGCGCAUGAUGUGUAAUGAUUUGGGUCUGCUCGGUGUACUCAGCAGCAAGGACUUCCUCAAGCUAGCCCAAACUCUAGUGGACACCGGCUCCCGCCAUGGCGCCUAUUCCAUCCGCGAUGCCCUUGGAGACAUGAGCACUUUAGCCAUGAAGCAGCUUCCCCGCAUGUACAACCAGGUCAAAGUGAAGGUGACCUGUGCACUAGGGUCAAACUCCUCCUUAGGUAUUGCUGUGACCUGCCAUUCUCAGACUGUUGGGCCUGAUUCCUGCUAUGUGUUAACAGCGUAUCAGGUCGAAGGGGUCCGGCUUCGACGUUACGUGCUAGGAAUUAAAGAGGCUUCUAUAAGGGAGGGACCAGAGCAUGUCCAUCACUGGGUCCAGAAUGUUCUUUCAGAGUUUGUCAUGUCAGAAAUUCGCACAGUCUACGUGACAGAGCCACGUUUGUCACUGUUACCUAGUUGCGGCAGGUCCAGCCUUAGCUUGCGGUGUGCUGGAUGCUGCCUGUCAGCCACUAUUCAGGCAGUCCUUGGGCGUCGCAGCCUUCAGGCCCGGGGCCUACAUGAACUUGGAGAACUUCUGGCAACAUGCCGUGACAUCGCUGGAAGUAGUAGCUUUAAUCGAGACGGCAAGGCCACAGAGGAGUCUUCGCCGCCACCUUGCUGGGAUUUGACAGCUGAGGCACUGCUCAAGGUCCAUGAAAAUUUUGAGGCCAUAUGCGAAGUUUACGGCCGCUGCAAAAGCACAGCACCACUUCUGCAAGGCCUUAACAAGCACCUUCUCAGCACACUAGCCUCCCUGCUGGCACCAUUGCGCCAGGCAGCACAGGAGCUGGGGGGUGAUCGUUGGCCCACCCUUCAGCAGGUGCUGCCUUCUUAUCUUCGCUUGGAGAAGCUUUUUACCUCGAAAGCCGGAGAGGCAGGUGCUGGCAGCAAACUCUGCCACUACUUUCUAGAAGCAUUAAAAGAAAACUUCAAGGUUGAGCGAGUCCACCAAGUGGCUAUGAUUCUGGACCCACAGCUCAAACUCCGACCAGUCCCUGGAUACCAGCAUGAGGAAAUUAUCUCCAGGGUGUGCGACAUGGCUGUCAGUAUGAAGGAACCAGCGAGCGGAGGCCCGUCUGGUAUCUCAGGAGAUGAGAGGGAUACCGACGGGCCAGCCGCUCCCAAGCGAGGGCGCAUGGACUGUGGCAUAGAAAGGCCAUCUUGUGCUGCUGAGGAUCCACAGGUUCGGAAGGAAUUGUUCCAGUACCUGGGUGAACCACUCUUCCAAGCCACAGGGGAUCUCUUCCAAUACUGGAGCUCCGUUAUGGACAGAUAUCCCAAGUUGUCUCGGUUGGCUUUGUGGCUCCUGGCAGUACCCGCCAUGGGAGUCCGCAGUGAAUGUGUCAGCAUCUGCGAGCAGACCUUCGCUCUCAAGAGGAAGCGGGAGGUCACAGCUGAGGAAAUGAACAAACUUGUCUUCCUCAAGUGCAAUUUUGCCUGAGGUGGAGCAAGGCUACCAGCCAGCACUACUGACUUUUUGUGAAAGACACACUAAGGUAUUUAGUAUCUAGGCGCUGGUCUAUGUUUACUUUGUAGCUUCUUUACAUCAUUGGUUGGAACUCUUAAUUCUGGAGCAAAAACCUAUUUCUGGAUCAACGUCUACGAGCGACGUGCAGUUAAGGAGUUCUUUUUUUUGCGGACGACUGCUGUGGAGCAAUACGUAAUCGAGCAGAUAUCACCUACACACACACCUCAAACCUCAACUUUCUACUGCCCUUGUUAACCUAGCAGCGAAAAAAAAAAAAUCGAUAAGCCCGGAAAACGUGGAUAUAAACUUUUGUUGUCAAUGCUUGAAUCAUCUAAACCAAAACAUGGACACACUGUAUGCAUCAUUUUAUGUCCUUUUUUAAUUAGUUUCUUUCUCUGUUUUUUAUUUUUAUUUUUAUUUUGUUUGUUAGACUGCUAGACUGUUCCUCUUAUCCUUUACUUUUCCUGCUUGAAUUGUCCAUUUUUUUUUCACCUGCGCUGCCAAAAGAUCAUUUAACCUACUUUGCUUCUAUCGCUGUGCAAAUGACCUCCUAGUUAUCAGGUCUUGAAAAUGAUUUCAGGUAUAACCCCGUGUCUAUUUCUUAUUUAAGUGUUUUUAAUCGAGAGUUCUUCACUGGGUGCUCACUUUCACCUGUUUGACUAAAUAAUUAGGUGUUUUUAAUAUAUGCUUCGUAAAAUCUGUAUUUUUAAUGGUCCGUGCUGAUAGAAGACACCGCGUAUUGCACAGUUUCGAAUCUACAUAUGCAUGAGGAAUCAAAUAUUAAAAUUUUAUUCUAAAUGCGUCACUCUUGUCGCAGUCGGUGCAUUCAACCCCCUUCCGAGCACAGCAGGGUCUACAACCUAUAGAGCCUACAACCUGCUCUGAAGAUCACGUACAUGAAUUCAUCAUCACAAUCUACAUGAGGAUGAUUAUCUUGGCUGUGAGAUUGCGUCGAUGGACACGGAAUAGUUUAUAUUCUGAAACAGAUGUACCGUGUAAUCAUUUUCGCAGCCCUGGCUCAGGCGGCUGCGGUAUGUAAACGAGCCGUCUACGCAAUUCCAAAAUGGUUUUUCUUGUACAGAAUUUCCUUCCUGAUCUCGUACAGUCCAAACUGGAGAUUCUGUGUGUUUUUUAGAGUAAUGGCGCAUGAACGAUUGGGGGGAGGAAAAGAAAAGAAAAAAAACAGAAAAUGCCAGGCCUGCUAACCAUCGGAAGCUAAUAUUUACAUAGAGAUCGCUUGAGAUAUAUAUUCGAACAUUUUUAAAGAGUUCUUCAGGUUUGUUAUUUGUUGUUUUGUUUUUUCUUUGGGAGAAACACAUUUAGGGUUCUAGGUUCUACGUACGUAAAACCAUUAAACAUAGGAUCCAAGUAGAAGCGUUUUGGAAAACUUACCUUUAUACAUCCAAAAAAAAACAUUUUUAAACCUAAGCAACUCUAUGUUAAAGAGUGUCAUAUCGUAGAUCAUGGAAAAAAAGUUGGACCUUUUGAGCAAGAGCUUUAACCCUGAUACUACUGUACUGGAUACUGCUUUAGAUUAAUACACUACAUUUAACAAUAACUCUUUUGAACUGUUGUCCUGACUUUGUGUGGUGGUCUGGAAAACACUGCAUAGGAUCAAAUUCUCAUGUUUUUUCACAAGAAAUAACAGAUUUUUGUUUGUUUUGCAUGUAUGCAUUUAAUCACCAAAAGUGAAAAGGAAGAAAUUUGCUUUUAAAGAUUUAAUUCCAACUCUGGCACAUUAUGGAUGUUUUAACAGCUUGUAUCUGAUUCCAAUCUAAACUGUUUAAGCAUGUGUCUGGGUUAGUGUGGCACGCGUCUGACCAACAACUUCAUCAAAGAGUAAAAUUUAGCAGUGUUUUAAAAACGCUAAACAAACACGAUCGUUGCAGGCGGACACAAAGGCAAGUAGACUAAAUAAUAAUUUUAAAAAAAAGUUAGUUUGAAUUCAAUUUGUUUUCUUAAAGGUAUCAAAGCAAGCGGAACAAAAACAAUUUGUUCAAACAUAAAAGGAAUUCUCAGCCACGACAACAAGAGCAAAGUGGUUUUCCCAGACCGCCAUGCAAAUACAAACGGCAUUAACACGUGAACUGGCGCUGUUUAGUAAAAACAUGGCUGUCAAGAGUGUUUAAACAUCUUUUUUUUUAUAGUUCCGAAUUUAAAUUUCAAAAUCUUUAUUAUGAGAGGACGUUCUUGACUAAGAAAGGUUUGACUAUAUAUACUGUAUCAACACUCUCAUGCGUAUUAAGAGGGAGGGAUUAUUAUUAUUAUAUGUAAUAUUUUAUUUUUUAUUUUUUUUCGUUGGCAUUUACGUUCUUAGACUUUGCGUUCUGUGUUAAAAUGCCAAACAGUUAACGCAAGAAGACUUGUUUCAGUUCUGAACGAGUGGAUGGUUUAACUAGAGGGCAGCUGCGUUAGUUCUGGGCGGAACCGCCAUGUUUUACAAAACUUUCAUUGUUCUGUCUUUAAUGCACUGGAUUACUAAAAACCAAAUAGAAAAAUAUUAUAAGUAGUUUCUUUGAUAAUUAAGAAUGGAUUGGAGAGCUUAUUGAACACCUUCCCAAGUGAAUAUCAUGACCGCGCUUGAUCGUUUCCCUUCGGUCUCGUACUUCCUUGUAAACUCCAGAGCUGUUCUGAAGAUGUACGGACAUCAUGGAUGUUUCCUUCUCUCGGUGUAUGUAUGUAUGUUUUGCUUGGACAAAGUUUCUCCAAUCUCUUCGAGCUUGAGUCGAGCUGGAUGAGGUUUAUUCCUGUUCUUGUUGUGUUUUCCUCUCUCUCUCUCUUUCUAGCCACAAGAUGGUGCCGUUAAGCUCCUGCUUUUUGGUGGGCGUGGCCAAGCUCCUUACCUCUUUUUGUAUACACGACUUUGAUAACAGAGUUCAUCAGAAUUCAGAGAUCAGUACUGUUUUAUUUUCUGCCUUUAUGCAUCCAGGGGAGAACGUAUUUGUUGAGACUGCCAAGGAAGUAUCAGAUUGUUCUCAUCAGCAUACUCACAUUUGCAAUAUUUAAAUUUAUUAAAUAUAAAAAUACAAAAAAAAUGUACUCUUAUUUUAGGAACCCACUAUUUUUUUUUUCCUUCAUGCUACGUGCAAAAAGAAACAGAUGGUUGCUUUUUAGUUCUUUAUUUUAUUUUAGUAGUUUUUUUAUGAUUGUGUAUGAUCUGUUUGAACAGUAGGUCUAAUUUAUACUUUUUUAGCAGCACUAUUUUUAUAUCUAUAUAUAUGGUUAACGAUAGAACUUUAACUCCUUACUGAUUCUCAGUAGUACACCAAGCGCUGUGCAGCAUCCUCAGAAUCUAUCAUGUACUGUGUGAAAAUAAAACGUACUGAAGCAGAAA
Messenger RNA from Clarias gariepinus (North African catfish), 6330 nucleotides. RefSeq names its product zinc finger protein 618 (gene znf618). Gene Ontology annotation, molecular function: protein dimerization activity. The transcript is spliced from 13 exons. The record is from RefSeq and is a predicted model, not a curated record. NCBI's taxonomy places the organism in Eukaryota, Metazoa, Chordata, Actinopteri, Siluriformes, Clariidae. The coding region runs from base 498 to 2969 and encodes 823 amino acids.